This is a messenger RNA of Sphaerodactylus townsendi, 10685 nucleotides long. RefSeq names its product sorbin and SH3 domain containing 1 (gene SORBS1). NCBI's taxonomy places the organism in Eukaryota, Metazoa, Chordata, Lepidosauria, Squamata, Sphaerodactylidae. Gene Ontology annotation, biological process: cell-substrate adhesion. Gene Ontology annotation, cellular component: nucleus; cytoplasm; cell-substrate junction. The record is from RefSeq and is a predicted model, not a curated record. The coding region runs from base 640 to 6990 and encodes 2116 amino acids. Gene Ontology annotation, molecular function: protein binding. The transcript has 34 exons.
GCUCCUCCUCCUCCUCCUCCUGCUGCCGCUGCUGCCGCUGCUGCCGGUGCUCCCGGUGGGUCGCCGAGGCCUCUCCGGCGCGCGGUGCUCCUGGCCGCCCGUGCCAACGGUGCCCGGGAGGGGCGGGGGAGCCCCGCCAGCCAGGUUGGAACUUCUCUUGAGGCUACAUUGUUGUCUUUCCUAAGCAUCACCCAAGAUACGUUCUUUAUUGAGAUCACCUUUAUUGAGAUCACCUGUGCAAGUGGGCAACUGGUUGUGCUUUUGGGCCUCAGCAGUUCUGGACUGAAGAAGAACACGUUUGUUUGCUCUGAGAGGCAGCGAAAGGGAGCAGAAGGCAGCUCAACAGAGAGUAAAAGGGCUGGUGGCUGCAUGAUGUCAGAGGGAGAUGCAUGCCAGGCAUGUGGCAGGAGGCGGCAGGCUGUCAAGCAGGCAAGUGACAGAAUGACAUGACUCAGACAUCCUUGGCUAAUUAAAGCCGGGCAGUGGGAGCCGUAACAUAUUUAAGGACCUCAGAGGAGCAAGGAGGAGUCUCCUCAGACCAAGCUUUCGGCCAAGCAGCUGAGAGGGACACGGAAGGCCACCCGCUUCAGAGCACACCGCUUCAGAGCACACACCUUUGUGGCUAGGGGAGGGGCAGAGAUGGCGCCUCUGACGGAAAAGGCAGACCAAAGGCAGGACCAGAGUGUGGACAUGCAAAAGCCAAGUCUUGCUGCCGCCAUGACUUCUGAACAUGAGGAUGUUGACGUGGGAAACACGGUGGUGAAUGGAUUACUCUCAAGCAGCAAUGGACAGGAGAGAGACCUGGACCCUGCUAAAGUCUGUGCUGGUAAGGGGGCCGUGACUCUACGGGCAUCUCUGACAUAUGAGGAAAAUCCUAGUACCAGCCCAAGUUGUCCACCAGUGAUCCAGCAGUCUGAAAGUGACUGGAGGUUAUCACCCAAUGCUGACCCUCAUGAGGAUGCUCCACCUUCAGCCUUGGCUUCUAAAGGUUAUCGGAGUGUGCGGCCAAACAUCCCCUCUGAAAGCAAACCACAGACUCCUUCCCGUCCCACUCUUCCAAAAGAGGAGAGCUUUGCUUGGCACCCUCGCACCAACACCAAAAUAACCCACCUGCAUCCGGUGCCUAUCAUGGACUGUGUGUACCUUAAUACCCCUCAAUCGUCUGCACCCAACACUGGCAGCAGACGGAAUUUUUCCUCUUCACCCAGGCCCUUCCGCACAGCUCUUCACAAAUCAGCGGGUUUGAUCCACACAGACAGGGUGCAUGCUGGGGAAUUACUUGCGGGAAGUUGCUCCUUGUUACCAGACACAUCAUCUGAGUACCAAAACAAACCGGAGCCUGCUGAGGCAAACCCUAGUAGUGGAGUUGGACUGAAAUCCAACCAGGAAACUGGAGCAGAGAAAAAGGUCAGCAGUCUAUAUGUAGCUUGUUUAUCUAACAGCACUUGCUUGGCUGCAUCUGAAAAUUCCACUGCCCGUGCACAUGACCAAACAGAAGGAGCCCGUUUUGGACCUGAGGUCACUGUGGCACCAACUGUCAACUAUGUUUCCUCUGCAACAGACACCGGAGAGCCUCUUCCUCCUCCUCCUCCUUCUCCUCCUCCUCCCGUCCCUCCCAGGCCAUUCUUUAAUAUUGUUUUCAGUGGAGAUGCAGUUAGUUAUGGUGAGAGCCAUCCUUCCUGGACCCCCCAGGCUGUUGAGGACACACAGAUAGAGCCACGUACCGGUGGCAGUGAAGGCAAGAUGAGGAAAGACUCGUACGUUACUCAGCACCACCAGCAUCUGCCACAGCAGCGUCCGUGCCAGGCAAAGGGAUAUGUGCCGGAUGCCACUUGCUCCACCACCACCCCAUCUCAGACUGAGGUUAUAGUAGUGCCACUCCACCCGGUUCACCCAGACAGAGGGCAAGAAGCCGGCUCGGGCACCCCACCACCGCCUCUGGUACCUUUCAGGCAAAGCUCAGCCUGCCCUGAAACGUCUUCUGCCAGCUUGCACCUGACCUUUCCAACAUUAGAUGAUUUCAUUCCCCCUCACCUUCAGAAAGGUCCCCAACAUAACCAGACAUCCUCUGCCUCUGGGACAGGGCCCCACCUUCGCCCGCAACUGCCAUCACUGUCACCAUCACCUUCACUGAUCUCUCCUGCCGCGGUCACGGAGCCCGAAAGCAUGGGAGUGGCCAUGCACACAAAUCCUUGCCCUGUGCUGAACGAAACCACCAAGCUCAGUCGUGGCACUGAAGUCAGCAGCUCCUUAAUGUCGGCCAGCAGGACGCCCUCCGUUUACCCCUCCACCACCAUUGUCAACCCCACCAUUGUUCUUCUGCAGCACAACAGAGAGCAACAAAAAAGGCUUAGUAGCCUGGCAGAGCCCGUGUCAGAGAUUCCAGUGGCGGAUAGAGUAAAUCACGCACCUAUUCAGGAAAAAGCAAGCCAGGAUAGUUCUCAGAGUAAGAAGCAAGCCAUGGAGGAGCUGAAGAGUUCACUGUACGUGGUCGAUUCCUCAGGGGAUGAUGUGGGCAUUCCACUCCGGAAUACGGACCGUUCAAAGGACUGGUAUAAGACUAUGUUCAAACAGAUCCACAGACUGACCAAAGACCCUCCUGAAGAAAACCCUUAUUGCCCUACCUACAAAUUCCCUGAACUUCCUGAUAUCCAGCCAGAGCCCGAAGAAGAAAAUCCUUAUUCUCCCACCUACCAGUUUCCUGUGUCUACUCCUAGCCCUAAAUCGGAAGGAGGCAGCACAAAAGGGGCCCAGCAGAUCAGAUGCCAGCACCCUUCCUCAGAGGAGCCUGGCUGGUGCUGCUGGGAGUCGGCCAUCACUGCUCUUCUAGGCCAAAGCAGCCCUGAGGCCUGGACUCUGGAUAUAAGCGCAGAAGAGAUAGAUUUAAAGAAUGAGCCUUGGUAUAAAUUCUUUUCGGAAUUGGAGUUUGGGAAGCCGCCUCCAAAAAAGAUAUGGGAUUAUACUCCUGGAGAUUGCUCUAUCCUUACUAGAGAGGAUAGAAAGAUUGACCUAGAAAAAGACCUCUUCCUCUACCAGACUGAGUUAGAGGCAGAUAUAGAAAAGAUGGAGAAGCUUUAUAAAGUACCCGAUAGGAAGCCGCAGAAGAGUACAGCAGGCUCGACUCCACUGGAAACGUUUUCAGACCAGGCACCCCACUCCCCGUAUUCCCCCAGCUACCAGUACUACAAGAGAGAGCUUGAAACAGGUCCUGGGGAUUCUGCUGGACUGGAAAAUGAACGGCAGAUUUACAAGAGCGUCUUGGAAGGAGGAGACAUCCCUUUGCAAGGGCUGAGCGGUCUCAAGCGCCCCUCCAGUUCGGCAUCCACGAAAGUGGAUCGUAAAGGUGGGAAUGCUCAUAUGAUUGCAUCCUCUUCAGUUAAUAGUCGAACCCUUAACCCUAGCAAUACCACUACACUAGGCCACCUGUGUGUGCAUCAGAAACCGCUGUCAGCUGCAAAAGUCUGUAUUGCCGAAGUGCUUCCGUCCAAAUUCAAACCCCGGCUGGCCGCUCCACCUUUUUCUGGGCAGGACCAGAAAAGUAACCUCUUGCCUCAUGAAAAAACUCAGAGCUGCGAAAACCUCCGCAACUCAUUUGCCACUUUUGACAGCAAGAAACCCUUCCAGACAAAUGCAGCAGGAGAGAGUUUGGAGAACCUGCUGAUGAAGUCCCUUCACGGGUGCUCUGUCAAAUCCUGUAGCACUCAGAGCCUGCAAGAAUAUGGCUCAGCUGGCUUACAAAAAGGGUGCGUCCCUGGCUCCUGGAAGAACGGGGCCGAGUUUUCCCUGCUUUACAAAAACAUGCAUCAGAUCGACCGCUCUGGAAUCCAGCUGGGCACCAUUUCGUCCUGCAGCGUGCGGAGCCUCGCCUCCCAAUUUGAGAACGAUCUGAAGGACAAGAGGGAGCCUGCCCCCAGCCGGGAGAACCUGGAGCAGAUCCCCAAGCACACGGUCUCCUCACGCAUCACCGCCUUUGAGCUGCUCAUUCAGAGAUCCCGGUCAAUGCCUGCGCUCAACUUCUCCAGGGCCCAGAGCAAAUCCCCAGCUCCCAGUCUCUCGAACAGCUACCUGAGUUCAGCACGCUCAGCCGAAUAUCUGCUGGACUUUUCCAAGCCCAGUCUGGAAGACAAGGAUGUUGCCCACCUAGCUGACGAUACCUGGUCACAGUGUUGUAGCAAUGCGGAGGAUCUGGCGUCUGAGUUCAGUGACGUGGCUUCUGCAGACACACUCUUGGCAUGCACUGACAAGUCAGACCUCAUAUCGAAUGCAUCCAAUGACAGCGGAGGCAGCAUCAAUGGCCCUCUGAAGUAUAAAUUAAACAAGUGCAAAGGGACCUGCCCAGCUUCCUAUACAAGGUUCACAACCAUCCGGAGGCACGAACAGCAGCAGUAUGGGAGAGGAGAUGCGACCGGUGACAUGCACCUUCUCCCCAGGAACGUCUACCUCAUGAGCCCGCUUCCAUUCCGGUUGAAAAAGCCCUUGCCACAUUACGCCAGAAAGACAUUUCCUUUGCAGUGUCCUGGAGGCCAGCCAGGAAGCGGCUCUGAGAACCAGAAUGACCUGGUUUGGCCGUGGGGAAACCUGGCAGGCCGGGACAGCCCCCUUUUUCAUGAGCCACACACCCCGGAGAAACCUCCUGCUCCCAUGCGCCUCUCUUCUUAUGACAUUGUCAAAAGCCUGAGCCACUUCCCAGUCGUAGAGAGUGGCCGAAAUAGUUCUUUUUCCCUGAUGGACAUUCCAGAAGUUAAUAAUGGAAAUGUUGUUCCUUAUACUUUAUACCACAGUUUGGACCCAAACAACAACCCACAAAGGGAACUCAGGACGUACCUUCGAGAUUCAGAAUCGCCCAGGCAUUUUGCUCCACUCGAUUACAUGGAGAGUCCAGAAGAAAUUCUCCGCAGACGACAGGAUGACAAAGAGAAACUUUUAGAGGACCAGAGACGGCUUAAGCGUGAGCAAGAAGAGGCCGAUAUUGCUGCUAGAAGGCACACAGGGGUCAUUCCUACGCACCAUCAAUUUAUCACUAAUGAGCGGUUUGGGGACCUCCUAAAUGUAGACGAUACAUCAAAAAGAAAAUCUGGGUCAGAGAUGAGGGCAGCCAGAGCAAAGUUUGACUUCAAAGCUCAGACAUUAAAGGAACUCCCACUGCAGAAAGGGGAUAUUGUUUACAUUUAUAAGCAGAUUGAUCAGAACUGGUAUGAAGGAGAACACCACGGCAGAGUGGGCAUCUUCCCACGGUCCUAUAUAGAGCUGCUUCCCGCCACAGAAAAAUGCCAGCCCAAGAAAACUCCACCAUUGCAAAUCUUGGAAUACGGAGAUGCAGUUGCCAAGUUUAAUUUCAAUGGAGACACUCAAGUGGAAAUGUCUUUCAAAAAGGGGGACAGAAUCACACUGCUUCGGCGAGUGGAUGAGAACUGGUACGAAGGGAGACUCCCCGGCUCCAGCCGCCACGGCAUCUUCCCCGUCACGUAUGUGGAGGUGUUCAAGCGGCCCGUGGUGAAGAACGUGCUGGAUUGUGCCGACCGGCCUCUCGCUCCCUCCCCCAGCCGCAGUACGACAGCUUCCCCGCAGUCUCUCAGUUCUGAGCUGCUUUUCACACCAACUCCUCCGCCUUUGCCUUUCGUGCGUCCAGCCCUGUCUCCUGAGUUGCACGCCGUUACCACGGAGUGGAUUUCCCUGACCCUGGGGGUGUCACGCAGCAGCACGCCAGCGACUACCCCUCCUCUGCCGCCUCUUCCCCAUUCUUCUCUGUGUCAUAUCAGCCAGUUGCCUCCCAUCGGCCCCCACCCUCCUCAUCUCUGCAGCUCCCCCAGUUCGAGGGGUGUCGUUUCCCCACCGCCUUCCUGCCCCUCCAGGCCGCAGUCAUCUGCUCACAACCUCAGCCUGAGUCCUCUGCAAAGCGACGAAAAGUGGGCUCGUUCCCCUUCCCCCCACGGGGGCUCGCCUUCCUCUGCGGUCGGCAGCCCCAGCAGUUUCCUCUCAGAGCUCAGCGAUGUCCUCGGCCAGCGAGACCAGGCCCAGAGGAGCCGGGGGGCCAGCCAGAGCACUGCCAGUGAGGAAGGGGCUGCCGCUAGCAGAGACUGCAGUGGCCUGCCUACUGAUGCCGCCAGGCUGGCGUGCCCCAGGCCAGAGCUGUGUGCCAGCUGGCCAGAGAAGCCCCUCCCGACCUUUGAGGGAAGCAGGCAGAGUCAGGGGCAGGGAGAGGGUCCCAGCAAAAGGCACCUGGGCCGAGGUGAGCAAGGUGAAUGGAAGGAGAAUCCAAGCAGGGCCAUAAAGGACAGACCAGCCUGGACUCCGCAUGCCUGCUUUUGCAUGGUUACUUGUUUGGGAAGGCUGCACUUGUUUUGGAAAUGGGCCUUCUUGUUUGCAAGAGCAUCCUGGCAUGCAUGGCUUGACAGGUUGCUUGCUCUCCAGCAUGACCAUCUUUUCACCAGCCAAGGAGCUGUUGAGGUGCAGCUGUUCUCUCCACCUGCUCCUCCUCUGUCUCCCUCUGCAAUUUCUUCUUCUGCUGUCACCACCCAACCACCUCCUAGAUUCACACGCAGGGUCAUUGUGCCACAGCCUUCCCAUCAUUCAUUGAGGCCAGGACCCGACCUCUCAGAGUCUGAAAAGAGCUACGUGGAAACUGUUUGCAAUGAGAUCAUAAACAUUGCUGAAAAGUCAGUUCAUUACUGCAGUGCCAUUUCUCAACCUCUGGCCUCUGGCCUCAAGCGGCCUUUUAGUGAUCAUAAAUCAUCUCUCAUCAUUUCUCAGCAACCCCAAGCCCUGCCGUUGGGAGCCAGCCCCGACAGGAGUCACACCCCGCAAGAUAUGCUUAGCUACCAAGCGUUGUACAGCUACAUCCCACAGAAUGACGAUGAGCUGGAAUUAAAAGACGGGGAUGUCGUAGAUGUCAUGGAGAAAUGUGACGAUGGCUGGUUUGUUGGCACAUCCAGGCGAACAAGACAGUUUGGCACUUUCCCAGGCAACUACGUGAAACUGGUGUCCCUAUAGAAGCCACCGCUGUUUCCCCAGGAAAGAGAGGGUGGGGGCUGAAAUCCAGAGACAUUUUGGAAAAAACAGGAUGAUUUAUGAAUGUAGCAGAGGAGAGGUGGAUGUGGAAUGUGGUUCUGUGGUUCAGGGUGGGACUGGUGGGAAGCCCUUGCUGCCUUUGGGGGUUCACGGGGCCUGUUGCUGAGCAGGAGAGAGAAGAGCAUUGAGCUGUUUGCAGUGCUGCCUUUAUAUCCAUUUUAUCCUCCAAGGACUCACAUUAUUGCCCUGAGCAGCAGGCGAAGGCAGCAGAAUGAAGAGUUUAGGGUGAGAAACACAUUAGGGGAGUGAAGACAUUUUGGCCAUGUGGAUCAGGAACCCUGUGUGAGAGACAGAGGCGGCUGGCUAAGUAGGGAACUUGACCUCCAAAGGUCAGGUGGUCCUUGAUUCCUUCGUUGGGGUCCCAGUCGCCAGACCCCGGGCACUGCAGUUGCCCUGGCGACCAUGGGGUCCUGGGUGGCUGCAGGCAGGGAGGGGGCACUGUCCCAGUGCUGCUUUCUGGGACUGUAAGCACAUGUGCCCCGAAGGUGGCCCACGGCAUGUGUCUUGCACUCCUGAUUUGGGAUAUGCACCUUAAGAGAAGAAGCAAAGAAGUUCUGAAGAGCAGUUCUGUACAAAAGGGCCUGCUGCUAAUUCCCUUUUUCACUAACUGCACAAACUGGCAGUGUGUGUCUCCUCCCGCCGCCCCCCGCCAUGUCAGUGGAAUGGUUACACGCAAAGGGGAUGGGUUGGCUGUUUUGAAACCUCGCCAGCCAUCCCUUUUUAAAGCUAACCUCUAACGAAAACAUCUGGAACCUGCAGCAGCUGGGCAGCCUUCUGGAAGCCCAGCCUCUUUUUCCUUCCGCCUCCUGUUCUUCCCUCGGCCGGCCUCUCCUUCCCGGCCCCUCCUACUCUUCCCUCUUCCUUCCCUUCAAGUCAGAAAUUAAUAAUCCAAAAAUAAGCAAAUGCCAGCUCUGCACAUUUAUCUGUUGUCAUCUGCUGCCAAAUAUCUGCAGGGCGAAAUUAACGGUCUCAGUGGCCAGUUUCCCCUUCGACCAGCAGCUGGAUUCAGCUCUCUCACCUUGUGCUUUAAGGGAGUGCUUCAGGAUUGCUUUAUUGAGGGGGUGUUUCCUUGUGUUUUAACUAGUCUUUGUGAACACUGAAAGGUUAAAAACAAGUGUUUUGGGGGGGGGGGUCCUUGUGUCCAGAGGACACAACUGUGACCUUGAGAGCAGGUCUUGAGAAGGAACUUUGAAUGAAAACAUGGUGGCCUCCUGCCAAUCCAAGAAACCCACAGAACAUGUUGUUGAAGGCUUUCACGACCAGAAUCAAGUGGCUAGUGUGGGCUUUCUGGGCUGUGUGACCGUGGUCUGGUGGUUUUUGCUGCUAAUGUUUUGCCUGCAUCUAUGGCUAGCUUUGUUGGGAACGUUCAAGCAUUUUUUCUUCUCUGGGCAGAUUUGCGGGGGCGGGUGGGAAGGGAGCCAUUUCUUCAUGGCUGGCAUCAAAGAGGCGGGGAAAAUGUUAGAGGAGUAAAAACUUCAGACUACAGCGAAUUUCCCAUCUGUGGAAAUGCUAGGCAUUCUGGGUAAAAAAUCUCCUAGCAUAACACAUGUGUGGCACAUGGUGCUUGUGCCCCUUCUGUCAGAGUUCCAUCCUGUGGGCUGUGCUUUCUCUGUGUGGACACCGAGUGCCGUGCAGUUUGAAGUGUGCCUGGGAUAGGAGUGCUUUCUUUCCCUCUCGUCCAGAAUGCCUGGUGGUGGAGCAUUUUUUGCAGGUGCCAAGUGCAUCGAUGCCACAGGAUUGCCAACGCCCAGGUGGGGCUGGGGUAGCUCCCAACAUUACAGCUGAUCUCCAGACGACGGAGGCGAGUUCCCCUGGAGAAAAUGGCAGCUGUGGAGGAUGAACUUUCUGGCAUCACAUCCUCACGGAGCUCUUUUCCCUCUCCCAGCCCUGCCCUCCUCAGGCUUCACCCCCACAUCUUUUCAGGAAUCUCCCACCUCAGACCUGCCAACCAGAGGCAUACCGGGGCCACCCUGCACUUGGGGGCGGAGCUCUACCCCCUUGCUGCUGCCCAGCCCCCAUGCCUAGGGGCAGGGCGGGGUUCCGCCUCCCCUUCCAGCCAGCAACCCGCAGUUCCUUAUGCCCUCCCCUCCAGGCAGGCCAGAAGAUACUACGAUCCCUGGCCUCGGAGAGCUGCUUUUAUAAGCACUGAGGGUGGGGGGGUGGGCUCAGGGGCAUGGUCACACCCUCACCCCUGGGGGCGGGGCCACACCUCCCCAAGCCCCAUUUUGCCCCCCCUUGUCCCUAGGCAGAUAUGCCACUCCUGGCAACCCUGGCAUUCACCAGCCACCCAUAAUGGGGUCUGUUUCCUCUGUUGCCUCUGCUCAAAGGGCAGAGUGUAAAAAUGACCAAAAGUGACUCACGGGCAAAGCAGCAUUCCACAAACCCCCGUGCGACCAUCGUCCCCCUUUUUUGUGGCACUAAUUCCCACACUUCUAGCUGAACAUCUGAUGGUGCAGCCUGGGCUUCAAAAAACCACCUAUGUCAUCCUGUUCUUUGCAGGUUGAAUAUGUGCAGACAAAAUUUUGCUAAAUGACCAUUGGGGAAAAGUUGGAUUUAGAAGUGGCAGUUCUUGAUCCGUGAUUUUUGGCUACCCUCUCAAGUUCAACAAACCUGGGUCUCUUGGGUGUGUAUUGAAUGGUUUUCCAAAGUGAACUUCCUUUUUAAGUCAGAACUUGAGUGCUGUUUUUCAUAAUCUCUUUCUCUACAAACGUAAAGGGUUUACAUUUGACUCUGCCUCCUUGCAGCAAAUACACCACAAAAGUUUAGAUUGCAAUUUUGUCAUAAGCUGUAUUUAAUAAGUAUAAAAUGCCUAUUUUUCUGCAGUUGCUUUUAUACAGUCAGUUCACAAUAACAGCUAUUAACUCACUGUCAGCAUGAUUGCAAUACUUUUUGAUAUCUCCCCCACCCCCCUUGCAAACAGCAGGAUUUCUCUUUUGCUGAGUGUCUUCCCUGGACAUCAGCCAAGGAAUCCAACUGUGCUUCAGAAGUAUGACUGUAAAUAUGUAUAAUUGCCUUUGUACAGACUUAAUUGUGUACUGAACUUGUAUAGAGAAAAAAAUAAUUUAAAUUAAUUGAAAAGGCAGUAAAGAAGGACUUUUCACUGUUUAUUUAAAUGAAGUAGUUAUACCCUGUAUGUUCACAAGCAGCAAGGGGUUGAGUCUCAGAAUAUUUAUACCUUUGCAGCUAUGCCACAAACUACUCUUUUGUCAGGUUGGAGAGUGAACAUUUAAGUCAUUUGGGGCACUUACCGCAGAGAACGGGUUCCACUCUAGCCCUGUUAACAUUACUAGCCCUUGGUCACAACUGUCUUUAAUUUUGACUGACAUGCGCAGGAAAUGUUUUAAAUACUUUUAAUUUUGCAUUCUUAUCUGCAGCAAUGUUUAAACCUGGCACUAAAAAGACAAUAUUGAAGAACGCUACUAACCCUUGGCAAAAAUGCUUCACAAUAUUGACUGUGUAUAACCAGUUCACGUGGAUGCCAUUUUAGUUACUACAUAGGCGUGUUCAAACACACACACACACACACACACACAUUUACAAACAAGAAGUAACUCUUGUGUUUGUUUCUUCAUUGCAGUGGAUUAUUAUUUGGCAGUUAAUAAAUUGAAUUAAAUGAA